Bufo bufo (common toad) is the source of this 1436-nucleotide messenger RNA. RefSeq names its product mitogen-activated protein kinase kinase 2 (gene MAP2K2). The record is from RefSeq and is a predicted model, not a curated record. Bases 146 to 1348 code for a protein of 400 amino acids. Gene Ontology annotation, biological process: protein phosphorylation. The transcript has 11 exons. Lineage: Eukaryota; Metazoa; Chordata; Amphibia; Anura; Bufonidae. Gene Ontology annotation, molecular function: ATP binding; protein kinase activity.
ACCGUCAGGUAACCAACUUUGGCUGUUCACUGCUGUGACCGGACUGAGCAGGCCUCUGAGCCGCGGCCUGGAGUUGCGGCCUUCUAGUCAGCGGAUUAUGGACGCGGCCUGACACGGAAGUAGAAGCAGCAGCCCGGGUGGUAAAAUGCCAGCUAAAAAGAAACCGAUUUUACCUACGCUGACCAUAGCACCAACAAUAGCUGAAGGACCUUCUCCGACAAAUGAUGGCUCAUCAGAGGCAAAUCUGGUAGAUCUCCAAAAAAAAUUAGAGGAGUUGGAUUUAGAUGAUCAACAAAAAAAGCGGUUAGAAGCGUUUCUUACACAAAAAGCAAAGGUUGGAGAACUAAAAGAUGAUGACUUUGAACGAAUAUGUGAGCUUGGGGCAGGAAAUGGAGGUGUUGUGACAAAGGUUCGUCAUAGGCCAUCUGGACUUAUCAUGGCACGCAAGCUGAUUCACCUAGAAAUCAAACCUGCAAUCCGAAAUCAGAUCAUUAGAGAGCUACAAGUCCUGCAUGAGUGUAACUCUCCGUAUAUUGUUGGCUUCUAUGGUGCUUUUUACAGUGAUGGAGAGAUCAGCAUCUGCAUGGAGCACAUGGAUGGAGGAUCUCUGGACCAAGUUCUUAAAGAAGCCCACCGUAUACCAGAAGAAAUUCUAGGAAAAGUCAGCAUUGCAGUUCUUCGGGGGCUGGCUUACCUGAGAGAAAAACACCAGAUCAUGCACAGAGACGUGAAGCCUUCUAACAUACUGGUGAAUUCUCGAGGAGAGAUAAAACUGUGUGACUUUGGUGUUAGUGGGCAACUCAUUGACUCCAUGGCCAACUCCUUUGUGGGAACCAGGUCCUAUAUGUCUCCAGAACGCUUGCAGGGCACUCAUUAUUCUGUACAGUCAGAUAUCUGGAGUAUGGGUCUGUCAUUGGUAGAACUUUCAAUAGGAAGAUACCCUAUACCACCACCAGAUGGUAAAGAGCUGGAAGCCAUAUUUGGACGCCCUGUAGUGGAUGGAGCUGAUGGAGAAUCUCAGAGCAUUUCCCCUCGUCCAAGGCCUCCUGGCAGACCCAUUAGUGGUCAUUGUAUGGACAGCCGACCAGCUAUGGCUAUAUUUGAACUAUUGGACUAUAUUGUAAAUGAGCCCCCUCCUAAGCUCCCUUCUGGAGUGUUUACAGCAGAUUUUCAAGACUUUGUACAUAAAUGUCUUAUAAAGAAUCCAGCUGAACGAGCAGACCUGAAGAUGCUAAUGACCCAUACAUUCAUAAAGCGUGCCGAAAUCCAAGAAGUUGAUUUUGCUGGCUGGUUGUGCAAAACUUUGGGUCUGCGUCAGCCAAGUACUCCAACUCGCACCACCAUUUAAUGUUUUUUGUUUUUUUCUUGUUCCCCCUUCCCCACACACACACUUUCACACCUGCCCCACAUUCUGUUCUUAUUUUGCCCUUUCUUUA